AACAAUUCAUAGAGUUAUUGCAAGUGACAUACACAGUGAUUACCGAGUGGAAAUUGAACGCGUCAGGAGGCAGUGGUUUCUGUAGCAGUGCAGCUAACUUCAGCGUCAGCCAUGCCUGGGAAAUGUAAAUUUCAAGACUCCUGGCUCUCUAGGGAAAUGUACAAGGACUGGCUGGUUAAGGAAGUCCAGGACAUUCACUUCGCCCGGUGUAGGGCGUGUUGUAAAUCAAUCAAACUUCAGACCAUGGGCGAGGCUGCUCUCACCAGCCAUGCAGCGGGAGCUGGCCACAAAGCAGCAGUCCGCAAGCUAGUGGAAGGAGGCAAUGUGAUGCUGAUCAAUGCUGCUGGGCAGAUAAAUGGCAGCGUGAAUCAGACUGAAGACAGCAAGGAGCAAGUGGCCAUCUGCGUCCAGCGGGACGCCUUGGACAGAAUACCAGGCAGCGACUGGGCCGAUCAGCACCACAGCCCCACUACAAACUCCACCUCCCACAAGGCUGAGCUGCAGGAUGCCACAUUUCCAGCUGCCUACUUCACAGCACCAGGCACCUCCCGGCUCAUCAGCCAGCGUCUCCUCCCGAAAGGCGGCAAGGGGGGGGAAGAGACCCGCCGCUCGACUCAGCAGGACCCCGCAGAUAUGUCCCGACAGGAGCACCAGCAGAGGGCCGAGGCUCUGGAGCAGCAGCAGCAGAUGAAGAUCCUGGAGUGGCAGAACAGGAUGAAGGUGCUGGCGUGGGAGCAGGAGCUGGUGAGGGAGAGGAGGAGAGCAGCGCGGCAGGAGGAGAAGGCCUUCAGGAUGAAGAAGGCGUACUACAAAGCCAAGCUAAAGAGGAUGGGAGAGGACGUUCCGCCAUCUUCCUCCAGCAGCAGCGACGAAGAGGAGAAAACUUCUAAUCAGACAGGAUGAACGGAUUCUAUUUCUUAUCAGCGCUUGUUUCAUUAUUGAAUGCUUUUGUGUAUAUGCCAUGAAACUGUUGCUACUUUUAUACAUGUAUUAUAAGAGGACUUUUAGUUGCUUUAAAUCAGCAGUUCUUACUGUACACAAAUACUUCUUUUGAUUUUUCUGAGAUAAACUGAACUAGUUGAGUACACUUCGUUUAAUCUCAAAGUGAAAAUCAGGUUCUAGUAGACCAAUGGAAAACAUGUAAAUGGUAUCAUAUUUUGCACAUCUUUUUGAAAGGCUUCUUACAUUGGUAAAUAUUUAAAAGAUACCAUGAUCCUGUUUUGUUUUAUAAUCAUUCAUCACCAUGUGUCUUAAGUAUUUAACAUUUUGAGAUGUCCAUUGAUGUUAAAGGUUGAGGGUGAUUGUAAAGAGCAUUAAAAAAUGUAUUAAGAUGAAAUCUAAUCACGGCAGAUGUACACAUUUAAUGUUAUUCCUAAAUGGACAACACUUCUUCAUGAUUUUACAUGCAUGGUGUCUUUUGCAUGUUCAAAUAAGUAACUUUUUGUUGGCCAUGUAAAUAAAUAAUAUAAUUUGAGUUUUGACAGGGGAAGGCUAGCUGUUCGUGUUAUGCUAAGAUAAGCUAAUUGCCUCUUGGCUUUAAUGCAGAAAAAUAUGUAUUUGAUCAAACUCACAAAACAAAUAUACAUAUUUAAUAUAAAUACAAAAUAUCCCUUUAAAUUGUCACCCGUCUGUGUAUGUCAAAGGUAUAAGCAUGUUUCAGAUACCUGCCAAUGAGUCAUACUAUUACAAAUCUGACCUUUAAGUGGUCCUAUAACCCUGAGUACAGGUUAUAUUCUGUCUCAGCUGGGGGCUUCUGUUUUCACCAGGCAUCAUGGUGGCAGCUGAACAUCUCUGACUCCUCUGGAUGUGACAGGACGCUCUGAGAGUCGAAACAGGACAGAGCGCCUUGUGGAAAACCGUCUCAUGAAUAAGGAAACCACACACACUCACCCAGAAUAAAUAUGAACAGCCGUGUAGGAAUAAGUCAUUUUUUUUAAUAUCCAACAUUUCUCUUGUUUCCGCGGUAACAGGGGAACAGCUGUUUCCAUGCCGCCGUCCCCUUGCCGACGGCGGGAUAGAAGGCAUCCCAUAAUGAACACACGAGAAAACAAAGACAAUCUCCCAUCCCUCCUCCUCCCCUCACCAACAAUCUCUCACUGUGUCCGUCAUUUGUCCACUUUUGCUUAAGCAGAGCACAUCUCAACGUUUCAGGAACGCCUUAGUUUCCUCUCACUCUCAGAACCAGAUUAACCUGAAGCUGGAGUUUUCUGUUAAUUGACUGCUGUGUAUAAAAGCAUUAAUAUGACUGGUUAAUGAUUUGAUUUUGUGCAUAUAAAUCUUCAGUCUUGGAUCUAGAACAGGAAGGUUAGUUUGAACCAUAUCUGCACUAUAUACACCCAGAGUUCGCCUGUUAGUUUGGAUAUGUUGAAAUUGUGUCUAGGGAGGAUAAAUGCACCAAUAUAGGGUUGAAAUUCAAACUUCUUUGCUCAAAUAUAAACCAAAUCCAGUGUCCUGCAUGAAAGAGACACUUUUCCUGCUCUUUUCUUAUCAUUUGUCUUUGAAUUUGUUGCAUUGAGACUGAGAAACCGAAAAAAGGGAGCAUUUGGAUGGAAAAAAAUCACAUACUUAAAAAAAACAAAAAAACAAUCCCAUACAAAAUGGCAACAUAAAUAAUCAAUACAGUGUCAAUAAAUUAUUGAUAAAUAAAAUAAAUCUCAUGUCUGUACAAGUUAAAGGUAUUGUCAGUUGAAGAUAAUGAAUGGAUCUGUGAAGAAAAAUAAAUAAAUGAAUGGAACAGAUGAAUGAAACGAGUGAGUAGGAAUCCAAGUCUCCACCUUAAACAGAAUAGUGGGUGGUGUUCGUGUUCUGGAGCAUUUUUUGGCAAUACUACUUUACAAAUAUGCUGGCUUGUCAUCUUCCAGGGACAUGGGAAGACAGAGCAGGGAGAUAUUCAUUUGUGAGGUGUGUGUGUUUUUCCAGAAUUUUCUUUUCAAUAAUUGUUUCUCUGCGAUGAGUAACGUCCACGCCCUCGUCCCUGCAGCUACAUUUUGCAGUUUCUGACCCAAUUUGUUCCAUCCUCGGGUUUUGUACCUCAUGAUUUAUUAUUGCGCUCUACCUACUAGGGUUGCUUAAAUGUCACAGUGCUCUCUGCUCGAGGACAACACAUUUUGGCAACACAAAAACCUCAUCUUUUUGAGACACUGCAUUUUCCAUUGACAACAGAAAACACAGAGUUAUGUCAGCUUCACUCCCUUCAUCCUUCUGAAGACUGCCUGUCUGUCUCCAUUGCUUCUAAAUGCCUGUGUGUUGUUACCUGAAGGCCUGAACUCAGCUGAGAGAGAGGAGCAGCUGCUGAUGGAAAGAGCUGGCACUCAAACCCACUUAGAGGCUUUUAGCGCUGACACACCUGACAUCUCCUCUCCUCAGCAGACCGCUACGGUGCUGCAGAAGCGAAGCCAAAUCUUGCAAGAGACCUCAUCUCUUCCUAAACAAUGAGAGGAAAUGUGUAUGAAUGUGUUCUGGUUUGAACCUCUCCAUCAAUGACAGCUUGUUAGCAAAGUAAGGAAGUGCCUCGAAUAUAAAUAAUUCAUUUCCUAGCAACUGUCUUCAGCCAAGGAACAAAACCUGGCAGGGGAUCUAUGUGUUACAGACACGAGCUGAUGCAAGCUGGAUAUGUAAUGCAGGUCUAAUUUGUGAAUUCCAAAUAAAAUAUGGUAGCACACUAAGAUUAAUGACAGCAAAUCAAAAUCCUGCAAACAGUCGGUAAUGUUUUGGCGCAGAUCUAGAGGCCUUUUUAAAACAGUUUUUUUUCAAUUUGGACUUGUUUUCAUGGCACAGUCAUUGAAAAAACAACAAAAAUACCCGAAAAACAAAAAUGAGAAUUACGCAUAGAGCUUUCACACCCUGCACAGGUCAUUUUCAUCCCAGGAAAUUGAAGAACGAGGAUGUGAAGUUCUGAUUUUGAGUGUGUCCCUUUGGCUUGGAUUUCUGCAGAACAGAAGAAGCUUUCAAAAGUGAGUCUCCUGGAUGCUGCCAGAGACAUUUCACUGCUCCUGUGGCUUCUCUUGAGGCAGGUUUGAGUCGUGAUGCAUCAGAGAGGGAAAUACCUUGAGGGUCUUUAAAUGGUUGUUGCAUGACACACAGAAGCAGACAAAUGUCUUCCUUCACCCGUCAGCACCAGACACAGAUGAGCACAGAUGGGCGACAAGGGCACAUUCAUGAACAAUGGAUCACAAAACAGCGCAGUCUCCUGAAUGAGACGAUACUUUGACAUUCGUGACUGAGCUUUACUAAAUGAUCCCCCAACUCUGAACCUUCCUGUGGUGCUUUAGCUAAACGUUGGCCAUCUUUCUCUUCACAAUCAUCUUCCAUCAAAUCUCUUCUCCUAUAUAAUCCUUCCUCUAUAUACAAUCAGUUCUUGUUGCUUUGAUAUUUUCCCUUCAACCUCAUGUGGCGGUUUUUUGAUAAUCUCAUGGUAUAAUAUUGCCGGACCCCUGCUGUUGCUUUACAGAGUUGAUAAAUGUGAGGAAAUGUUUCUGAGGAAAACUGUUUCCAAGGAGAGAUUUUGGGAUUUUUUUUUUCUUUGAAGGGGAAAUGUCUCCCUCAGCAACGUACAAGACUGCAAACGCACCGACCUCACUCACAACCUCACACGGACACAAUCAUAAAAAAAAAAGAAAAAAAAAAGAGAAAACAUCACAAGAGAUUUUCUUCUUCAUCUCCAAUGAAAAAGAUACAAAAUGUAUAAAAAUGUUAUUUACAGUCUUUUCUUUUUUUCUUCUUGCGGACACAUGUUGUCCGGAUCACGCUGAAUUUUUCGUUUGAAAUCUGAGGAUUUUGUGUUUAUCUUGAACAGUUUGUAGGUAGUAGAGGUGGUUGACUCAACGUCCAAAUAAACGUCAUAGCUCGUUGAAGGCGGUGGGACUUGAAAAACUUAAUUUAUACAGUACAAACCGCGCAAGAGCAUCCUCCUUAACCUCAUCGACGCUCUCCCUGUCGUAUUUUCUGACAAACUCAGUGUCUCCUCUGUCCCGAGUGUUUCUAGUCUUAGAUUCCUCAGAGUGCUCCAGUGGUUCCGGACGAUCCGUGACCUCUGAACCUCGUGUUCCAAACACCGCCUCAAUGAAUAAAGGGACAUGUAGGCUGUCAUCAAGACUGUCCUUCACUUCU
Molecule: messenger RNA, 5109 nt
Organism: Notothenia coriiceps (black rockcod)
Lineage: Eukaryota; Metazoa; Chordata; Actinopteri; Perciformes; Nototheniidae
Gene: fsbp
Product: fibrinogen silencer binding protein
Exons: 4
Coding region: 112-903 (263 amino acids)
Source: RefSeq, a predicted model, not a curated record